AGGCAAGAGCAUGGAACCGCCAACACACAUGGCUGGCUGUGGUGUGUUGUGUCAGAGCCAAGAGCACAUGGUUGAGAUGAGAUGGAAUCAAGCAGCAAAGAGAGGAGAUAACAUCAGGCUGAAGUGAAGGAACUGAGGAGAGGGUAAACCUUGGCGUGCAAGAGGAACUGCCUGCACAGCACGGGUGAGCGGUGCAGAGCAACCGCCCCAGUGCCGCAGGAAAAGACGUGGCCCCAGCCCCCCCGCCCCGUGCGCUGGGAGGCUUUCUGGAGAGCUGGCCGAGGAAGGAGACAUGAGCACCCUGCUGCUGAGCGGCUUUCUGCCCCUGCUGCUCCUCGCCUGGCUGCCUGCAGGAUUCCCUCACCAGCCUACAGUCUCCUCAUUGACAAUCAAUGUGUCAGAGCUCAGCUUCCAGUCUCUGUUCCAGAUGGUGUCAAACAGCACUGACAAGAUGGUGAAACAGUUUAUAGACCAAAUCAAAAACGUGACGGAGAAGAAGGUAGAGAAAGUUGUGAUUCACUUUUUAUAUGAGAAAAAUAGUUCUGCCUUUGGAAGUGUGAAUGAAACAAAAACAGCAACAUGCAUAUGUGACAUGAGGAACGCAUCCAGGGUGGAAGAUGGAACCAACAAGACCCAGCAGGAAUCUGACCCUGAGACGUACGCGACCAGCACCCCUGAGUCUCAGACCCAGGAAGGAAUCAUCCACACGUAUAUCAUCCCUGGAUUGGUGGUUUUGUCGCUUUUCUUCCUGAUUUGUGUUUUGGUAUGUUUGUGCAGAAGGAACCAAAGGAAUGCUAAAGGAAAAUCCGAAAGCAAGCAUGUGGCAGAGAUGAAUCAGCUCAGCACGCCUCAAAACGAGGAGGUGGUGUAUAUGAAGCUGAAGUUUGAAAAGACAGAGACAAAACCUGCUGCCUCAGAAGUUGUUUACGCUGAGAUAAAAUCACAACAGAAGUAGAGAGCUGAGAAUGCCUAUGCUGCUGAUGCAAAGGGAAGGUUCUCCUACAGGGAACAGGGCAAGUGAGUGAUAAAGGAGGGACAAACAGCUUGUCACAUGCUUGCCACAGUUGCGAUCCCUGAAAACCAGGGAUCUGGUUUUCACAAUCUGAAAGGCAGUGCAAUCUUGGCCAUCAAAACCUUCUGUUUACCCCUAAGCGGCUGUACAUAUACUUCACAUUCCGAGGUGGAAGCCAGCUCUCUAGCUGGGACAGGUCCCCCUUGUCUUCCCGCAGAAAGGCCUCAGCAGCUUAUCAUUGGUGACCACUUCUAGCAACUUGCGCCAUGCCUCAGUAUCAGCAGCAGGCGCUGUGUGGCCGCCCCAGCCUGGGAAGCACUCAGUGUCCCAGUAGUGCUGGAGCAAGUGGCCCUCUGGGAAGCUCUCCUGCCAGCACUGGGUGAUGUAUGCGCUGUGAAAGCCUGAAGCAAUUUUCUGGAUUUCCUUGCUAUGUCCAGAGCAGGCAUCUUCUGUGAUGAAUUUCACCCUUGUCUGAUUCACUCGCUUGAAAUACAAGAAGCAAGGACAGAAAGGAAUAGUUUGCUUUGCAGAGGUCCAACGUGGCUAUAGCUGAAAUGCUUUGCUUCAUACCAGGAAUUGACACAUGUCCUUAUGUAUAUAGAGCUUUACUCUAAUUUGAAAAAAUAAAAAUACAAGGUGAAAAGU
Molecule: messenger RNA, 1657 nt
Organism: Cygnus atratus (black swan)
Lineage: Eukaryota; Metazoa; Chordata; Aves; Anseriformes; Anatidae
Exons: 6
Coding region: 293-955 (220 amino acids)
Source: RefSeq, a predicted model, not a curated record